Molecule: messenger RNA, 1481 nt
Organism: Fusarium verticillioides 7600
Lineage: Eukaryota; Fungi; Ascomycota; Sordariomycetes; Hypocreales; Nectriaceae
Exons: 1
Coding region: 78-458 (126 amino acids)
Source: RefSeq, a predicted model, not a curated record
GAUAACUUUUCCCUCAUACCACUUGGUUUAUUCUCACCGAAGCUAAUUCGUCAUACCAAACAUUACAACACCACAAAAUGUCAGUUCCCGCGGAUCCAGAUACGCAAAUACCGCCUAAGGACGAGACCGGAUCAUGCAGCCGCCCAACGCAUCGCUUGCAAGAGAUCAAAGUCGGGGAUAACAGCGUCCAGCUCUUGGUAUCUACCAAAGACCACCUCUAUGACGCUAAAGACGUUGGAGCUGGAGUCAACUCCUAUCAAGUUAUCGGUUCAUGGGAAGACAGCUCAGUCCAGGAACUCACCAAGAUGUUGAGCCAACGCCAAGUCAUUACAAAUCGGCAGUCACCCACAUACGCUGAAGCAUCUCGCUUUGAGAAACAUGGAGCAGGGAAAUCUCUAGCAGAGGCUGGUCGGGAUCAACACAAUAGGAUUGUGGGUGGGCAGCAGAGGAGCGAAUAGAACUACCUUGUUGAUUGCGUGUACCCUCCACCUACGCAUUCCUCUUCUACCGUGCCUUCAUUGCGUACAUGUUGCCGCUGGUUCUGAGAUCUCAGCACUUCGUUAAGACUACCCUCCGAAACCGACCCGAAGAAUUGAAUAGAACCAUGGCCGGCCCUAGCUCCCUUGAUGUUGAACAGGUCCCCCAGCGUAGACACGCAAAUUUGCUUCCCAUCGUUCCCGACGCUGAUAUCUUCAACCACGUGCACCCUUCCAGACGAUGCCCAUUCCGAUGCCCGAUCGCAGACACUCAAGCACUGCUUCGUGCUUUCCAACUCAUUUUGGAGCGUCUCGCGAUUCGCACCCGGAUCGACUUUCUGAUUCAAAUCUUGUACUAAGUCCUUAAGCCGGAGAUUCUCCUCGGUAUUACCACGGUGCGAUUCGAGGCGGUCGAUGGUGUCCGCAAGAUUGAAGCUGCAUGUCUUGAGCGUGGAAAUAGUGAGGGAAUCAGCGAGUGUCAUGUUUUCAGCUGAGAUAGACAUAACAGCAGUCUUCGAGGAGGGCUCAGUAAGAACGGGUUGAAAACUCAUCCCAUUGAUUUCUUCGAGGAGAUGUUUCAGGUACUCGAGGCAUCGUUCUGUACUUUCUUUUUCCUUCUCAAAUUUUCGUAGAUGGGCAUGGCCUUCAGCAGCUUCUGUCUUGGCUCCUUGAGAUACUAUGUCUUGCAAUUUGGAGUCGAUGUCAUUCAGAUGCUUCUCCAGAUCAAGCUUAGUGUCGCAAAUCAAGUUUUUAUAAUCAUUCAGAACUUCAAGGGUAACCUUGGACGAGCGCCUGGAAGCAAAUUAGCGAAACCCUUCCUGUUGGGCCGAGAAACUAACAGGUUGGCGUCAGCUAGCGCUAUAGCUAUUGUCCCUUUGUAACCUGCUAAGAGUUCUUUGAACGAAACGAUAUCGCCAUUCAUGUACAUCAACUUAGCCCAAUCUCUAAGACUUGUUCUUGCCUCCCCUCGAGUUCGCCUGCUGUUCUGCUCGAUCAAGAUUUGGA